Molecule: messenger RNA, 2445 nt
Organism: Candidozyma haemuli
Lineage: Eukaryota; Fungi; Ascomycota; Pichiomycetes; Serinales; Metschnikowiaceae
Gene: SUL2
Product: sulfate permease
Exons: 1
Coding region: 1-2445 (814 amino acids)
Biological process (GO): transmembrane transport
Cellular component (GO): membrane
Molecular function (GO): secondary active sulfate transmembrane transporter activity
Source: RefSeq, a predicted model, not a curated record
AUGGGAGUUCAGGAUGCUUUCUCAAUGGAGGAAGCUGUUUCCAGCGUUCCUGAGGUACAAAGAUACGAAUCUUCCAGGGCUUCGAGAGUACAAAGCCAUGAGUUCCAGAGAGAACACCAGCCCAUCACAACGCCUUACGACCCAAGCGUUGUCGUGCCAGAGUACUAUGAAAAAGAUCCUAACGUUGUUGAUUACGGUAAGGACCUUGUCUCUCACCCGGGCCAGAAACUCAAGAACUACUUCAUUUCGCUUUUCCCUAUUGCCAAGUGGAUUCUUCACUACAACGGUAAGUGGUUGUAUGGAGACUUAGUUGCCGGUAUCACUGUCGGUGUUGUGUUGGUGCCACAGAGUAUGUCUUAUGCUCAGUUGGCUGGUUUGCCUGCUGAGUACGGUUUGUACUCUUCUUUCGUCGGUGUGUUCAUUUAUUCUUUCUUUGCCACUUCCAAGGAUGUCUCUAUUGGUCCUGUUGCCGUGAUGUCUCUUCAAGUUGGUAAGGUUAUUGCUAAUGUCCAAGAAUCUGUUGGUGACCGUUACUCGGCUCCUGAAAUUGCCACUUUCUUGUCGUUGAUUUGUGGUGGUAUUUCGGCUGCUAUCGGUAUCCUUCGUAUUGGUUUCAUCUUGGAGUUUAUCUCCUUGCCUGCUGUCAUGGGUUUCAUGUCUGGUUCUGCUUUCAACAUUAUUUGCGGUCAAGUGCCUGCUCUUAUGGGUUACGGUUCUGCUGUGAACACUAGAGAUCCAACAUACAAGGUCGUCAUUAAUACCCUUAAGCAUCUUCCAGACACAAACGUGAACGCUGCCUUUGGUCUUGUUCCUUUGUUCAUCUUGUACACCUGGAAGUUCUCCACUGAUUAUGCCAUGAAGCGUUGGCCACGCAGAAAGCAAUGGUUUUUCUACAUCCAACAGUUGAGAAACGCCAUUGUUCUUAUCGUGUCCACUGCCAUCUGUUGGGGUGUCGUUUACCCAGAUGUUAGAGACUUUGACGGUCCUAAGAAAGAUUUCAAGAGCACUAUCAAGACCAUUGGUGUUGUUCCAUCUGGUCUUCGUCACGUUGGUCCUAUGACCAUCCCAGACGGUAUCAUCGAUGAGAUGGCUUCAGAAAUUCCAGUGUCCACCAUCAUUUUGCUUUUGGAGCACAUUGCCAUUUCCAAGUCUUUCGGUAGAAUUAACGAUUAUAAGAUUGUUCCCGACCAGGAGUUGAUUGCCAUUGGUGUUAACAACUUGAUUGGUACUUUCUUCAACGCUUACCCAGCCACUGGUUCUUUCUCCAGAUCUGCUUUGAAGGCCAAGUGUGGUGUCAGAACUCCUCUUGCCGGUAUUUUCACUGGUGGUGUGGUUCUUCUUGCAUUGUACUGUUUGACCGACGCUUUCUUCUACAUUGCCAAGGCCACUUUGUCUGCUGUCAUUAUCCACGCUGUUUCUGACUUGAUCUCCCACUGGAGAGCUACUUGGAACUUGUGGAAGGUUGCUCCAUUGGACUGCGGUUUGUUCCUUAUUGCUGUUAUCAUUACCGUGUUCUCUACUAUUGAGAUUGGUAUUUACUUUGCCAUUGCUGCUUCCGCUGCCAUUCUCUUGUUCAGAGUCACCAAGCCUCAAGGUGAGUUCUUGGGUAAGAUCAAGGUUGCUGAGGUUGUAAACCCAACCAUCAACUUCAAGGAAACUUCUUCUAUCAGCUCCACUGACUCUGACGUUGAGAUCCAGAAUGUCUUGUCCAACACUUCUUACCAGUCUACUGGUGUGAAGAAGUUCAAGGCUGGCGAAGAGAAGGCUGUUCCUACUGCUGCUGAAUUGGUUGCACAGAACCCAGGAGUCAAGUUCCACACUAGAUGGGUGCCUUUGAGUCAGUACAACACUAAUAGUGACGUUCAAGUCGUACCACCACCACCUGGUGUUCUUGUGUUCCGUCCAGUGGAAGCGUUUGCUUACCCUAACGCUUCUCAACAGGUUGACCGUGUUGCUGACGAGGCCAAGAGAAUUACCAGAAGAGGUAACCCAAGACUUUAUGCCAACCCUGGUGACAGACCAUGGAACGACCCUGGUCCAUUGAGAUGGAGACUUCCUUUUUGGAAGGAGAGAUUUGGCAGCAAGAUCCAGGAGGAGAACUACGAAGAAGACACAAGACCUAUCUUGAGAGUUGUCCAUUUCGACUUCUCUUGUGUUCCAUCUAUUGAUUCCACCGCCAUUCAAGUCUUGGUCGAUAUCCGCAGAGCCUUGAACAACUAUGCCGACAGAGAAGUUGAAUUCCAUUUCAGUGGCAUUAACUCGCCGUGGGUGAGAAGAGGUUUGGUCCAAGCUGGUUUUGGUUCUUACGGUGAGACUGACUUGGUGAGCGAGAAGACGUACGUCAACAUUGCCACCCAAGAAGACGAUUUAGAAGACAGCCUUUACUAUCCUGCCGUGGGAACAAACACCCCAUUUAUUCAUUUCGAGAUUCCAGAUUAUGUUUGA